UCAUUUGAAUCUGUAGGUCAUCACAUCCAGAGGCGGCAGAUUCCUAGAAGCUCCGGUUUCGGGCAGCCAGCAGCUUUCCAAUGACGGUAUGCUGGUCAUUGUUGCUGCAGGAGACCGCAGUGUUUAUGAAGACUGUAGCAGCUGCUUCCAGGCAAUGGGGAAGACGUCUUUCUUCAUAGCAGGGGAAGCAGGAAAUGCUGCACGAAUGAUGCUGAUCCUUAACAUGGUUCAAGGCAGUUUCAUGGCAACCAUCGCAGAGGGAUUGACCUUGGCGCAGGCCACGGGACAGUCACAACAAACAUUCUUGGAUAUUCUUUGCCAAGGACAAAUGGCAAGCACGUUUGUGGACCAGAAAUGCCAGAAUAUCUUGCAGGGCAACUUCAAACCUGAUUACUACCUGAAACAUAUUCAGAAAGAUCUGAGAUUAGCUAUUUCAAUGGGAGAUUCGGUUAAUCAUCCAACACCAAUGGCGGCUGCUGCAAAUGAGAUUCUGUAA
Sinocyclocheilus grahami is the source of this 496-nucleotide messenger RNA. Its product is annotated as putative oxidoreductase GLYR1. The transcript has 4 exons. Gene Ontology annotation, biological process: transcription elongation-coupled chromatin remodeling. Gene Ontology annotation, cellular component: chromatin. Gene Ontology annotation, molecular function: DNA binding; nucleosome binding; NAD binding. The coding region runs from base 89 to 496 and encodes 135 amino acids. NCBI's taxonomy places the organism in Eukaryota, Metazoa, Chordata, Actinopteri, Cypriniformes, Cyprinidae. The record is from RefSeq and is a predicted model, not a curated record.